UGAGGUCAGAGGCAGAUGGAAAAGGGAACAGACAGAAUGGCCGCCGCGGCUCCCGCUCCCGCCGCCGCCUCCUCCUCCUCCUCGCAGUGCCGGAGCCCCCGCUGCACGGCGGAGCGCAGGGGAGUCCGCCGCGAACUCGACUCCUGGCGGCACCGGCUCAUGCACUGUGUGGGUUUUGAAAGUAUUUUAGAAGGGCUUUAUGGACCAAGGCUACGAAGAGACCUCAGUUUGUUUGAAGACUGUGAACCAGAAGAAGUGACUGACUGGUCUAUGGACGAAAAAUGUUCCUUUUGUAAUUUACAUAAAGAAACAGUCAGUGAUCAUACAGCAGUCAUUGGUUCUUUGCAGUCAACCCCUACAGAGGAACUGUCAUCUCAGGGCCAGUCCAACACUGACAAAAUUGAAUGCCAAGCAGAGAAUUACCUAAAUGCACUCUUUCGCAAGAAAGAUCUUCCUCAGAACUGUGAUCCUAACAUUCCCCUAGUUGCUCAGGAACUAAUGAAAAAGAUGAUCCGUCAAUUUGCAAUUGAAUACAUUUCAAAAAGUAGUAAGAUGCAAGAAAACAGAAACGGUUCAUCAUAUGAAACAAGUCUGAUACGUAAAGGUAUCCAAAUGAACCAAACGGAAAAUUCGCUUCAGGAAGAACAGGAUAGCCCUCUAGACCUCACUGUGAAUCGAACACAAGAGCAGAAUACUCAGCCAGGGGAUGGAGUGCUAGAUCUCUCUACGAAGAAAAUAAGUUUGGAACAGUCAGCAGUUGAUGGAUCAUGUUCUGAAAAUUCGGUGUCUGGUUCAAGCACAGCAGCUGGUGCAAAAUCAGACGAGGCAACUAAAUUGGAGCGAGGAAAGUCUGCACUAAACAAAGUUUUGGAGUCGUUGUGUCUGUAUCAUGGCCAUCAAAUUCUAGCUAUGUUGCAAUUUUUAAGCCAAGAACAGAACAUCUAUUCAUUUUGCCAUUGCCAGCUGCCAUAUUCUAUGCACUUUGAAACAUCUGAAGACGAUGCACACGAUCCCGUUUGCAGCUGCAAUGGCUGGAUGUUCAUGAAAAGGUGUUUACAGAAUCAAAGACCAAAUGCUUUUUUACCACCUCUGUCUGCCGGCGUGAAUGACUCGGAUCGUUUUUUAUGCCCAUCUGUGGCUGCGGGAUAUUUUAACUCCACGUUGAAUAAAGAGAUUGCUAUGCCUUACAAUCACAGGUGCUACCCCAAACCAUCACAGCAAUGUAGCAUCUACCCUGCAAGAACAGCACUUUGUACACAUCUUUCUUCAGCCAGGCAAAAGACAACCAAAGCCAGAAGUGGCCGCAGCCCUUCACCACCCCCCUUAUCCCCUGCAGAGGCAGAUGAAUAUGAUUCUUUGGAAGAAUCAGUUGCAGGUUCUUUAGCUUUAGAUAACCAAAUUGAAAUAAAUGCUAACCAGCCUCCAUCCCUGUUGCCAGCUGAAAGACUUUGCUCCGUCUGUGACCAGAAAGAUAAGAUAUGCAUUGCUGAAGUGUCUGAUAACUCGGAGGAAACUUUCCUGCGUGUGAAUCCAGAAAAUCGUCUUGUAAAUUCGGAUAAGCUUGAAAAAGUUGAACAUGCAGUUGCGUUUCAAGACUUAAUGGAUCGAAUUAAUGAGAAAUUAAAAAUGAUAGAAACGACUGAUACGGCAAACCCUGCAAAAUUAUUGAAGGAUGAUGGGAAAACUGAAACUGACACUAAAUUGCAGAAGUUUAUAGCAUCUCUCUUACGCAACGCUAAAGCCAAUGACUACAAUCUUAUGGAGCUCUUGAGCCAACAUGACACAGAAGUGGAAAAUAAAGUUAUCCAAACCAGAUUUCGCAAACGGCAAGAAACCUUGUUGGCCAGGCAUAAUUCCCCUGACUCAUCAUUGUUUAGACGGCAAUCUUUACAGAUUAAGAGGGAACUUGCCAGUCUUGAGGAAACUGUUAUAAGGAAAAAGGCGGGUUCAGAGAGAAAUAUGAAAAAGCCUACAAGAAACGACAAAAAAAUAUCGCCAAGCACAACUGACAAUCAUAGUGUGUUAAAAGAUGCUGCUUUACAAAAUCACGACAAUAAAGACAAGCUAUUUUCGCCUGUUAAAUCUAAGUCUUUAGCAGUUUGUCAGCAAGAGUCACUCGAGCUACCUCAUAACGAUCUAGAAACCAGUUCUGGUUCUGUGGCACUUUCAGAAAAUAACUCUACAAAAUCCCAUACUAACUUGGUUAAAAUGCAUGGAGAUUGUGGAGCUGAAGUACAUACAGAUCAGGUCUCUGUAAAGGGAAAGGAUAACGGUAUAUUGGAUGGGACCAAGCAUAACAGCAUGAUUCCCCCCAUGUGGUGUUCUGUGUUUGUGACAAACAAUUUUUUAUUUUCCAAGCCCUCAAAGGCAAAAAAACCUCCCAAUUGUGUAGAAAAAGAGAAAAUGUUUAAAGAUUUUCAGGCAACAGCAUAUAGCAGUGAAGAUAUAAAUAAGAUUGUACGGAACACAAAUCUGCACGUGGUGGUGGAACGUUUGGAAGAUACAAUACAUAUGGCUCAAAAGACUAAAAAUCCAUUGUUCAAUGGCUAUAAAAUAUCCAGCGCACUGAAAGAUAUUCACAAAUGUGAUGCCAGCAGUCCUAAAACUGGCUUUCUUAUUAGCAUGAAUGAAAUUGGAAACAAGAGUCAGUAUGUACUAUCACAGGCUCAUUUGCCAUGUAGCAAUGAUAGCAAGGGCUGUGUGUCCAUUGAAGAAAAAGAAAUAAUUGGUGAAGGAUGUAAAAAUAUUCAGAAAUCGUCAUCCUUUGAUUCAGCUGUAUUGACUUCCAAUAAUGAGGACCUGCAAACAAGUUCUAAUGCUGGAGAUAGUUCAUCGGUUCUCAAAUACACUAGUCCUAUAAAACUUAUGUUCCUUUCAGAGAUUAACAGUAGUGAAGGAGUCAAAUACACUCUAACAUCUGUUCACGAUUCUGCUAAAUUAAACAUUGAUCUUUAUUCUGUUCAGAGAGAAAAAAGUAUAGUUUCAGAAAAACCAUCAGAAAUACAAGAUACGAAAAACAUUUCCGCUGAAGAAUGUGCCUAUGGUUGCAGUGAAAAUAGUCACAAAAAUGAAGUGAAUUCUGCUUUACCUGCAAUAAUUGCUAGUAAAAUAAAUGUUAAUGAACAUAAGCCCAGUGAAGAGACUGUUGAACAAAGCAACAGCGAAUCCUGCCUGAAAAGAAGACCUGGCCGACCCAAGAAAAUAGGUCCUCAAGUUGUGAAACAAGUUAAACGACCAAUUGGGCGACCUCCAAAGCCAAAGACAGAUGUGGCUGAAAAUUCCAGCAAUCCAAGUGAUUCCAUUAGUUCUGGGAAAUGUGCCAAAUCUAAUGCAGAACCACUGGAGGAGGAGAAUAUUAACAAAAAUAUUACUGUAACAGUUGUCUUUGGAAGAUCACGAAGGAUUAAGAGAUGUGUUUCUGAAGGUAGUGUGGUCAGUGUGGUACCAGGCCCUCCUGGUGAUUGUGAUUCUGCUGAUGAGUCUGCUGUAGUAAAGCAGAACUUGCCAAACAGAAAUGGUUUGCCCAAAAACAAAGCUAUGCAAAAUUCUGUUCCUGAAAACAAGACCUGUGCAGCUGGUUAUGAAUACGUCAGACCUCUAGAGAGCAGCCAAGUGCUACCAUCCCAUUGCAGCAAUAUUGUAAGACCAAACCAGAAGCCUUUAAAUGUGAUUAGGAAACCUGGUAGGCCAGCAAAAGUAAAAAUAUCUGGCAUAUCAGUGACUGUUAAUCAGAUUUCAUCUCAGGAAAGAAAAGUGAGCAUUAGCAGCUGCCUGCCUCCUUUAGAGCAAGAAAAAAGUGUAUCAUCUAUGGAGGAUCACAAGCAGUGCAAUAUGACAGAUCAUGGAGAUAAUUUUCAAAAUGAUACAAAUGAAGAUUGUUUGCACAAUGAAAUUGCAAUAGCCUCCAAAAAGCCUGAAAUUCCUUUGAGGCAAUCCCUUAGAGAGAGAAGACCGUCAAUGCCUUUUUUACAUUCGUUAGCAUCUUCUAGCUCAUUAUCUUGUAAGAGUGCCUUUGUACAUAAAUCAUAUAAGUUCUGUUUGAAAAAUGCUAAAGAUCAAAAAUUAAAAUGUGACUUAAAUGUGAGUGUGCCACCCAAAGAUACCUCAGAAAAUGAGAAUCCGAGAAAAGCAAGCAAAGGUUCUGAGAAUAAUACAUCGAGGCCCUUAAACGAAACUUCAUCAGAUCCCAUUGUUUCAUCCAGUUCUUCCCUUAGAUGGUGGGAUCCAUCAGUUUCUAAUGAUACUCUGUUAAAAGAACUGAAUAGUCGAUACGAACAUAUAACAAACACUUGGUUGCACGUAAACGGAGAAGGUUUUGAAGAACGCCUGUACAAAGAAGGGUGUCAUAUUGAGCAAGACUGUAGCAUUGAAGUAUCAAACUCCUUGGACUCUUGCAUUUUACAGUUUGAAAACUCACCUAUAAAAAUGCUUUUCCAGAAAAAAUGUAAUCUAGAAGAGCUGUGCACGUGGUUUAUGCAAACAACGGAAACACAGUCACUUUCAUUAGUGAGAAAGGCAAACGCUCGCAACCCUUUUGAAGUAAUUAGCACAAGACAAUUUAAAAUGGGAACAAGACAAUCUGAUUGUAAUUCUAAUCCUUUCAGAAAGCACUUUAAAAAGUUUGCACUAUCUACACCUUCAAAAUCAGCAGGGAAAUUGCAAAAUUUACAUAAAACGGUCAGGUCUCAAGUCUUAAACAGGAAGCAUAAUUUUUCAUUAGCUAAAUUAAGAACAGAACUUGAGAACCUGCAGCACGAUCAGUGGAAGCAAGUGAGACAAUUGUAUAAUCAUGGAAUGAGUAACUGGAAAUGUAAAAAAAGAAACCUGCGAUUCUUCUGCCAAAGCCCCUGUUUUGCUAAUGGAAGUAGGAAAAUUAAUGACGAAAUGGGCAUGUGCCUGGGGAAUGGUACAGUAGAAAACCAAUCACCUGCAGCUCUAGUAGGAUCCCACAGAAUCGUGCCAUCUACUGAAACCAAAAUAAGAGAAACAUGUUUUCAAGAGAAGACACAACUGUCUGACCUCAGCGCACAAUCUGACCUGAUAAAUAAUUGUAAACCGAGCGCACAGUUGACACACUAUAACCAGCAAAAUAUUGCAAAAGCACAGAUCCCUGGAGAAUUUGGUGAAGGAGCGUGGAAUGGCAAAACCCUUAAGGACUGCAGAAUAUUUCUGAAGAAAAUCAAUUCCAGCAAAGACCAACGUUCAUUUCAUAAAAAUCCCGCAGAAUCUCUUGAUCGUAGUACCAGCCUUAGCUACUUCCAGGGAAAGGGGCAUUGUACUUUAAAGUCCCAUUCUUCUCGAGAAAAUAUGUCCGACGGGUGUGAAAAUAAUCUAGAGGCAUCUAAAGGAGUUAAACAUUCCAACUUGGAUAAAGGGCUACACACUGAACAAGGUCGCAGGAAAUCAAGCAAACGUGUCACUUUUGAUGAUGGCCCUACUGAGAUCCCUAAAAAAAUGAACAAGAAAAGGAGAAUACAAGGCAAGCCCACCAGUAUGGACAUAAGAAAAAGGAACAAGAGGCGAUUAUGCAGCUCUGGCCAAGUGUCAAGUUGUUACACAAAAUACCAACUAGGGCCUCUUAAACCCGUCGGAUUGCCUUUGCUGGGUGGAUUUGCAAGCAGAGCUGUCGAAUACUCCAUGAUCCCAUUUCAGUUGCCUCUUCAUGGAAGCUCCCAAGUCUAGCAGCGAAAUCCAUGAAGUCUCCAGCUGAGUCCAUCCAUCUCCCAGUCUCUAAUAAGCAUGCAAUACUGUGAAUGGUUGUUUUUCAAAAGCGAGCAGGUCAUUGACGUCAUGCCAUUGCAAAACUGCUUCCGCAAACUAGACAUGAAACUCCUUUCCAGGGCUGUUUUUAAGGCAGUUACAGUUGGGGGUUGCUUGAACGGCAGCAUAUUCCACAUGGACUAAGAGCUGCUUCCAACAAGCACAGUCCACCAGGAAAAACACCCCCCCAGGGAUCGAGUCCCCUCUGAUUACAAGCAAGCACCUUAUAACUAACUUCGGAACGUGCAUGCCAAAGUGUGUUUAGAAAUGGUUAGCUGUGAUUCAGUUGCAAUGCGCAGAUCUUGCAUGUUUGCCAAACUGGCUUCCAGGAUUGCUAUUUUAAUCCCCAAAUUCCAAGUAAAAUGGGUGUGUUGUCUACUUAUUCUUAUGUGACAGUUUGCACACAUUGAAAUGCACAUCUUUUUUUUUUUUUCUUCAAUGGAAGCAACUCUAUAGAAUAUGUUUGAAAUUGCAGCUGCAGAAACAUUUCUCUGGCCGUUGAGAUUGCGAUGAUGAGCCCUCUGUGUGUGUGAAUGUGUUUAUUUUGUCUUGAUAUUCGCUUUCCCCCAUAGAGCUUCCUUCCAGUUGUCCCUUUUGAGGGGCAAAUUGUCUACAAAGGGAUCUUUACUGGAUACCACAGACUUCGGCACUGUUUCCUCACCUGAGACAGACUUACAGGAAUGUAACUCUCGAAAGCUAUGGGCUCAACCAAAUGCCAUGUGGAGAAUGUUAGCAUUCCUAGACAAUAAGUGAAGAAAAUUAAUGGAAAAGUGAAGUUGACACAGCAAAAAUUAUCCCCCCCCCCCUUCAAUCCAGCUUCAGACCACUGAGUUCCCCACCCCAACAUUCAGCUCCUGAGAGUUGAGGGAACGCAUGGGAACAAAGCAGGAAUCUGCAACGGGGUGGGGGAAUUUAGCAGAACAGGCCCUGCCCGCCUCCGCCAACAGAAGUGCCAUUACGACAGUUAGGUGGGAGAGCGUUCUGCAACCUAAGCUCUGGUCCAUCUCUAGUUAAGCACAAAGAUGCACAUUCUUUUCUACAGCGAAGGACCUAUAGAGCUACUUCAGCCUGGCCUAGCUGAGCAUCAUGACAGAUGUGCUUCUUCAUUGCUCUUGUGAAGAGAAGCCUGCUCCUUGGUUGGAUGUGGGCUCUAGUCUACAGGAUAUAACUGAGCAUAGAGGUGACUGUUACAGGAAGUAUCUUGAAGUCCAAAAUGGAAGAAACUGGAAAUGAGGUCCUAACGUUUAGUUCUAGACCUUUUGGGGGUUAGACUUUCUUGGGGUUCUAGACCUUCUUGGCAUGGGGCUUCCAGAUACUUUUUCUGAUAAUAAACCUCUGUCUGUA
Molecule: messenger RNA, 7104 nt
Organism: Heteronotia binoei (common prickly gecko)
Lineage: Eukaryota; Metazoa; Chordata; Lepidosauria; Squamata; Gekkonidae
Gene: LCORL
Product: ligand dependent nuclear receptor corepressor like
Exons: 8
Coding region: 16-5682 (1888 amino acids)
Biological process (GO): regulation of transcription by RNA polymerase II
Cellular component (GO): nucleus
Molecular function (GO): DNA binding
Source: RefSeq, a predicted model, not a curated record